This is a messenger RNA of Aricia agestis (brown argus), 931 nucleotides long. Its product is annotated as zwei Ig domain protein zig-8-like. Gene Ontology annotation, biological process: synapse organization. The transcript has 7 exons. Gene Ontology annotation, cellular component: neuron projection membrane. The coding region runs from base 1 to 930 and encodes 309 amino acids. The record is from RefSeq and is a predicted model, not a curated record. NCBI's taxonomy places the organism in Eukaryota, Metazoa, Arthropoda, Insecta, Lepidoptera, Lycaenidae.
AUGCUGCGCGCGCGCACCGCCGCGGCGCACCUGCUGCUGCUGCUGCUGCUGCACAGAGCGCUACAAGGUGCAUGCGAUGUGGCCGGCGGCGCGGGCUCGGUGAACGCGCUACCGGGCGGCGCAGGCAGCGCGGGCGCGCGUCUGGCGCCGUCCUUCGACGCUGCCACCCCGCGGAACGUCACGGCGCUCGUCGGCAAGUCCGCCUACCUCAGCUGCCGCGUGCGCAACCUCGGCAACAGAACGGUGUCGUGGAUCCGGCACCGCGACCUGCACAUCCUGACGGUGGGCGGGUACACGUACACGUCGGACCAGCGGUUCCAGGCGUCGCACUCGCCGCUGACGGACGACUGGACGCUGCAGGUGAAGUGGGCGCAGCAGCGCGACGCCGGCGUGUACGAGUGCCAGGUCUCCACGCAGCCCGUGCGCUCCUUCUUCGUCACGCUCCACGUCGUCGAUUGCGACGAGAUCUACCAGAGGAUGUUUUCUGACGCAGUGCCGUCGGCGCGCAUCCUGGGCGGGCCAGACCUGCACGUGGACAUGGGCUCCACUAUCAACCUCACCUGCCUCAUCCAGUUCAGCCCCGAGCCGCCCGCCUACAUAUUCUGGUACCACGAGGACGAGGUGAGCGGACGCAAAGUGAUCUCGUACGACUCGUCGCGCGGCGGCGUGUCGGUGGUGACGGAGAAGGGCGCGGCGACGACGUCCUACCUGCUGGUGCAGGACGCCGCGCCCGCCGACUCCGGCCGCUACUCCUGCGCGCCCUCUAACGCCGAGCUGGCCUCCGUGCGCGUCCACGUGCUCAACGGCGAGCGGCCGGCGGCGAUGCAGACAGGGUCGGCGGGGCUGUCGGACAGCUGGCGCUGCGUGCUGCUGCUGCUGGCGGCCGGCGCGCUGCACGCCCGCCUGCUGCGCGCCCAGCUCACCAGCUGAU